Messenger RNA from Cordyceps fumosorosea ARSEF 2679, 1461 nucleotides. RefSeq lists its product as hypothetical. Lineage: Eukaryota; Fungi; Ascomycota; Sordariomycetes; Hypocreales; Cordycipitaceae. The record is from RefSeq and is a predicted model, not a curated record. The transcript is spliced from 2 exons. The coding region runs from base 1 to 1461 and encodes 486 amino acids.
AUGACGCUCUACUCGGACCCCCCCAGUUUGCUGCCAUUUCGCCACGACAAGCCGACCCUGCUUGUCUGCUGGUGGAUGACAUCCUUUUGCGCCGUCAUGAUUUUUCUUCGCGUCGCCGGCCGCUUCAUUCGCACCGAGCGCCUCUUUCUCGAGGACAAGAUUGCCGCCAUCGCCGUCAUCCCUCUGGCCUUGCGCAUGGCAUGCGUUCAUUACAUUCUACUCAACGGCACCAACAACGCCGAUUUCACUGGUGUUGUCCUCACCCCCCAGGAGUUGCGCCAAAAGUCGAUAGCCAGCGGCUUAGUUCUGCUCUGCCGAUUCUUCUAUGCCGCUACCCUAUGGGUUCUUAAGUGCGCUAUUCUUGAGUUUCUCCGUCGAGUCACGGGUAUCACCUGGCAGCGAUCCUACCAAAACACACUGGUCGCCCUCCGAUGGACCCUGCUCGUAACCUUCAUCGCCGUCGUCGUGAGCGACCUGGCCGAAUGCCAGCCCUUCAGACAUUACUGGCAAGUCUUGCCUGAUCCGGGUGGCCAAUGCCGCCAGGGUCACGUCCAGCUCCUCACUAUGGCCACCUGCAACGUCUUGACCGAUCUCUUACUCGUCAUCUUCCCCAUCCCCAUUAUCUUACGCAGUCAAAUGCAUGCCAAGCGCAAGAUCCAGCUUGUCCUACUCUUCUCACUAAGUCUCUCCGUUGUUUGCGUCACACUAUAUCGAGUCCCCCACAUCAUCUGGAACCAAGGCCGCCAACAAUAUCGAUCGCUCCUCGCCUCCGUCGAAAUCUUGUUUGCCACCGCCGCAGCCAACGCCCUGGUCCUCGGCUCUUUUGUCCGCGACCGUGGUUUGAAGAAGCAAAAGUUUCGCCGCAACUCGGCCGCCGACUCGUUUGACCGCGGUAGCGCCCCGCGACGCCCCGCCCUGCAUCAGCACUGGGGCAGUGAUGAGGAUCUUGUUAGAGACGUUGGUCUAGCUGUCGGCCCGGAGCUGCGAGAGACUCUCACUCGAUCCAUUGUUGCAAAACCCGCCGACAUGAAAGGGGAAUGGCCUCGCCAAAACGGAACGCUGAGUGGUGAAGCCGCUAGCGACGACGCGAUCCUCCCCGACGAUCGUCUCUCCAAGACAGAUUCCCACCAAGGGGGCAGAAAGAUGACCUUUUUCGAUGUCGGGGGCUUAUUAGACAGCUCCGUAGGGACCAGCAGCGGAAGUUAUCGCCGUGAUAGCCACACCUCGUCAACCAUUGGGCCCGGCUCCUCUCACAGCGUUCCCGCAAACGCUGUCCCUGCCAGCUCGACUGGCCUGCGGCGCGGAUCCUCGGCGCUGCUGCAAGAUCUCGGCGGCCUUCUCGGCCCUCUAAACAGCCGCUCCGCACGCUCCCAGUCUAGCAACGGCACCGAGCUGCAGCCCAUUCCGCAGUCAACCUUUGAGCUGCAAGACCGCCCCCGCAAUCAGUCGGGGCCUGUAUAG